AUGACCGAGGGGGUGUUGAGGAGUUUGGGUUCUAGGAGGUUUCUUGACUGGGGAGCUAUGGGUGCUCAAGGUUCAGCGGGUGGUAUUUUGGUUUGUUGGGAUAAGAGAUCUUUGGAAUUGUUGGAGAUGGAGGUGGGUAAUUUCUCUAUUUCGUGUAGGCUAAAGAAUGUUGAAGAUGGGAUGGUUUGGAUUUUUACUGGAAUUUAUGGGCUAUGUAACAGGAAGAAGAGGGAGGCUUUGUGUGAGGAGUUAGGGGCUAUAAGGGGAAUAUGGGACAAGCCUUGGUGUUUAGGAGGGGACUUUAAUGUCACUUUAUCCCAAAGGGAAAGGAGCAGGCAGGGUAACCUUAAUGGAGCAAUGCAAAGGUUUGCUCAGGUGGUGGAUGAUCUAGUCCUUAUAGACCUCCCUCUGCAGGGGGGUGUGUUUUCUUGGAGUGGGGGCAAGAACAAUCAGACAUGGGCUAGAUUGGAUCAUUUCUUGGUAACUCAGAGUUGGCUAAAUAUUUUCAGGGGAGUUGUCCAGUGUAGGCUUCCUAGGCCUACCUCUGAUCACUUCCCCAUUUUGUUGAAGGGGGGCGGGAUGAGCCGGGGACCCUCUCCGUUCAGGGAGGGGCGAGAGGAGGGAGGACCCAACUUUAGAAUGGCUGCUAAAAUGAAGGUGAUGAAGGAGAAAAUUAAAGCAUGGAACAUGGAUGUUUUUGGUAGGCUGGAAGUGAACAAUAGCUCAACCCUUCAGCAAAUUGAAUUUUGGGACAUGGUGGAAUGUGAUAGGGGCCUUUCAGAAAGAGAAACAAAUUUGAAAAAUGAAGUUAAGGAGAAUUUCAAAAAGUGGGUUCUUUUGGAAGAAAUCCAUUGGAGACAAGUGUCUAGGGAGCUGUGGCUAAGAGAAGGGGAUAAGAAUACAGGAAUUAAAAUAUAUGGGGUGGAGUUGGUUGAGGAGCAGGAGGUGAGGGAGGGGAUUGUGAAUGCUAUUCAGCACCAGCUAAGGGAAGACCCAGGCUGGAGAGCCGAUAUAGAGGGGCUGCAUCUUCAAAGUCUUAAUCAUAGUGAAGCUGAAGCUCUAGAGGUUCCCUUUAUUGAAGAAGAAAUAUUCUCAACUUUGAUGGAUAGGAACGACAAUAAGGCCCCAGGCCCGAAUGGGUUUACCGUGGCUUUUUGGCAAGCUUGUGGGGCUGAGGAGCUAGGGGAGUUUCGGCCCAUCAGUCCGUUAGGGGGGUUGUACAAGCUUAUGGCCAAAGUGCUGGCCAACAGGCUGAAACAGGUGUUAGAUAAGGUGGUUUCGGUUGAUCAGAACGCGUUUGUGAGGGGGAGACAAAUUCUUGACGCCUCUCUUAUAGCUAAUGAGGUGGUUGACUAUUGGCAAAAGCGGAAAGAGAAGGGGCUGGUGUGCAAGUUGGAUAUUGAGAAAACAUACGACAACAUUAGUUGGAAUUUCCUAAUGAAAGUCUUGAAAAAGAUGGGCUUUGGGUCUCGUUGGAUGGAAUGGAUGUGGUGGUGUCUUUCAACGGCAAAAUUUUCUGUCCUUAUUAAUGGGGUGCCAGAAGGCUUCUUCUCUAGCUCUAAGGGCCCGCGUCAAGGAGAUCCAAUUUCUCCUUACCUAUUUGUCUUGGGCAUGGAAGUGCUGAGUGCACUCAUUAGAAGGGCUGUGCAGGGGAAUUUCAUUACUGGGUGUAGGCUAAGAGGGAGAGGGGGUGCAGAGAUGAAUGUGUCUCAUUUGCUCUUCGCCGAUGACACUAUUAUCUUCUGCGAAGCUAGAAAGGAGCAUUUAACUUAUCCUGGUUGGAUUUUGGCGUGGUUUGAGGCGGCUUCUGGGCUUAGGAUCAAUCUGGCCAAGAGUGAGCUUAUUCCUGUUGGGGAGAUUGAUAAUAUUGAGGAAAUGGCGGUGGAAUUAGGCUGCAGAGUAGGGAGCCUUCCGUGGUCAGGGCCCUAUGGGAGAUCACCUUUGCCUUAUUUGGGGUUCAAUGGGUGUUUCUAG
Vitis riparia (riverbank grape) is the source of this 1974-nucleotide messenger RNA. RefSeq lists its product as uncharacterized. NCBI's taxonomy places the organism in Eukaryota, Viridiplantae, Streptophyta, Magnoliopsida, Vitales, Vitaceae. Gene Ontology annotation, molecular function: catalytic activity. Bases 1 to 1974 code for a protein of 657 amino acids. The transcript is spliced from 5 exons. The record is from RefSeq and is a predicted model, not a curated record.